Messenger RNA from Annulohypoxylon maeteangense, 3675 nucleotides. RefSeq lists its product as uncharacterized. The coding region runs from base 486 to 3095 and encodes 869 amino acids. Gene Ontology annotation, cellular component: cytoplasm. The record is from RefSeq and is a predicted model, not a curated record. The transcript is spliced from 2 exons. Gene Ontology annotation, biological process: actin cytoskeleton organization. Lineage: Eukaryota; Fungi; Ascomycota; Sordariomycetes; Xylariales; Hypoxylaceae.
AAACAUUGGUAGCAUUUGACCCCGGAAAGAACCACACAAAAAUUCUCCAUUCCUCAAUUGGACCUUUGGACCUGCCCAGGUCAUCUAGGUAUUUACUAGGUACCCGACCGAAUAAAGGAACUUGGGUGGACACAUCAUCAUGCGUUAUGAAGUUUAUCUGUAAAACAUACUUCAUAAUCCAUAACAAUCCAUAACAGUCCAUAAUAAAUACCCUCUCUUUCCCUAGCAACCUUCUACUACGUAGAAAGUUUGUAAGUAAACAGCAAUUAAUCAUCAUCACAUCACAUCCGAAACCAAAUAUUACUUAUUUGAUCCUACAAACUGCUCGCUGAUCCAAUUAACAAUCUCUGUCAACAGUCAGUAAUUUUGCAAGUUGACGACCUGAUCGCAAAUCAACCUCAACUCAAAUUAGCUGGACUCCACCUAAAUCCGUCUGUAUAUUUACAUAUUCCGAUUUCGCAGCGCGCAACCUGCAACCUGCAACUAUGCCGCGAGGCAAGUCAAAAGAAACGUCUUCGACGAGACGAGUGACGCCGCCGUCACCUACCUACAUGAACAAUGACCAGUUUGCUGCUUACCUAGCAAAUCUCCGAGAUAAUCGCGUCACUCGACCAGGAGGAGCACGUCCACUACCACAAUCGUCCAUACCGCGCCAUGAUUCCACAGCUCGCCUUGCUACGGAACGAGUUUCUACGGGCCGCCCAUCCCUUGGAAGUACAUCUCUCCUAUCCGACGCCUCUAGUAGCCAUAUAAGAACACACUCCGAUAGCCCGAAGCCUCGAGGUAGUCGCCCAAGUUUCGCCCCCAGUAUAGUUUCUCGAGCAUCUAGGUAUUCUACCCUGACCUCUACUACUGGGAAAGAUUACUACCCGGAGAAUCCUGCCACUGCCCCUCCUCCACUCAGGCCUAACGAAGUUGUUCCCACUGCCACCUACAUGGAGCGUGGACAGCGGUGGAUGGAGAAGGAAGAGGCCGUCUCGAUUCGCGAUGCGAUGGAAGUUAUGGAUGCUAUGGAAACUUUGAAACUCCAUGAGCAGGACAAGGGAAAACAACCCGCCGGCGAACAAGACGAUGACGAAUCUCGACUCUACAACGCCGCUCUAGACGAGGCAGCCGAAUUAGUUUGGCAGCAUCAACAUGGAGUAAAGCCACCGGAGCCUGGUGCUCCGUACCGCUACAAGCCACACCUGCGAAAGGAUAGCUAUGCCCAUGCUCGUACCGCUAGUAGCGGACGAUAUGGCAGCGAAAUCGGCGCCACAGGUCUUGCAAGAGACUCUAUUCGAUCCUUUUCUGGAAGCUCAUCUAGUAGCGACAGAGCGCCCUCGCCAGAGAGUGCUCGGAAUAGUCUGGAUCAACAGAGGACGCAUUCCAUAGGAUCGCAGAAGUCAAAGUCGUACGGUUCACUAAGUGGUGCGGCGCGGUCAAGCUCUGGCGGCCGCCGCCUCAGUAGUUUGAAGCGCAACAUCAGUGGAGAGGUCGAGAAGCCAUUCUCAGGAGAUCAAAUCUGGGAAGAGCCGGAGAGCACUACACCCGAACGCAACCCAAGGCAACCCCGUCUACCAGCGACCACACAACCUCUUGGACUCAAGUCAAGGGGUAUUCCCAACAGAGUUCAAUUCGCUCCUACUACAACUUCGGAUUAUGCCUCUCCCGAAUCAUCGGUACCCGCCAAACCCCUAUCAAGAUUUGAGAUUCAUAAGAACCCGCCAUCGCAAUCUCGCAACCCUGGCUACACGACAAACAGCCACAGCCAUUCCAACUCCCCACGGUCUUCUCAGGAGAGCAUUCCCACGAAGAAUGGCGUGGAGAUCCGUGGUGAUGAUAUUAAGCAAGCAACUACAAUGCGGCUCAAGGACCGCAGUGCGAAACUCCCCACUCCGUCGGCCGUCAGUGACAGCCCCGGACGUCCAAUCGUAAGCUUUGACAAAAACUGGAAGCCCCCGGAGAAAGAGGCGACUGAUUCAAAGUUAGAAGAGUCCAAGCCCAGCGCCAGCAACCAACGCCGAGUCGGACCUUUCGGGGUCGUCGGAAAAGAGCGUGCGGGUACACAAAGUCCGCAGCCGUCUGUCCCUGCUAUCGCAGUUACGGAGGCUGCUGAGGCCUCGAAGCCGUCCCCAGCUUCACGGCCUUCUGCCCGCGCGCCGUCCGUCCCAAGUAUUCAGGUAGAUGGGGCGGACGACGGUCCUACGGUGCCGGUCAUUUCCGUUUCGGGCGAUGGCCCAGCUGUACCGACAAUCAUGUUACCCGAUGACGACAGUAACAGCGGCAGCAAUGCACCUGGCAUCCCAACUAUAGUUGCUCCCGACGAGAACCGAAAACCUUCGGCUAGACCGUUACCAAACCCCAAGGCACUUAAUAACGUGCGAGGACGCCCUCGAAGCCAUUGGUCCCCUGCACCAGGAGCAGUUGGUCGACGUGCGUCGGCAGUCUGUCAUGAAUGUGGGACUCCUAUCGAAGGUCGCUUCGUUGCUCUAGCGGGAAGCUCAGAGAGGUUUCACCCGCAGUGCUUCCGUUGCUACGCGUGUGGGACGGCGCUUGAGGCGCUCGAGAUUAGCCCAGAGCCGGAUAACUUCCGGGGUGAGCGGCUUGAUCGUAUCCGUCGCAGAGCAGCGGGCGAGAUCCUAGACGAGGAGCCAGGACAGACGAUGGCGGAGGACGGAGACGACCGAUUACGGUUCUACUGCCAUCUCGACUGGCACGAACUUUUCGCGCCGCGAUGUAAACACUGCAAAACCCCGAUCCUUGGGGAGCAUGUGGUAGCGUUAGGCGCGCACUGGCACUACGGGCACUUCUUCUGCGCGGAGUGCGGCGACCCGUUCGAACGGGGCGCGACGCACAUCGAGAAGGACGGGUACGCGUGGUGCAUCAACUGCCAGACGAAGCGGACGGAACGCCGGGCGCCUAAGUGUAAGGGCUGUCGCACGGCGGUCAUCGGCCAGUACGUCCGGGCACUCGGCGGCGAGUGGCACGAGGAAUGCUUCCGCUGCGCGACGUGCGGGGGCGGCUUCGACGACGGCCAGAUCUUCCCCAUGAGAGACCGCGGCGACUUGGUGGUGCUGUGCACCGCCUGCCGCUCCGCCGAACUCAAGAUGUGAUGAUGAAUUUUUACGAGUUUUAUGAUGGACGGGUUUGACGAGCUAAAUCGAGAGUGCAAGACCCGCGGGGGUUUUUCAGAACAUAUCGGUGUUUGCUGCUUUUUCGCUUUUGCUUUUGCGGUCCAUGGUUUAGGUUGUCAGGACAAGUAAUGCUUCGGGGCGAGAAUGAAUCGGGUUUUUUGCUUUUUUGCUUUUUGAGUCGUUGGUGGCGUUGUGUGUGUGUGUUUUUAUUUGAUUUCUUGUUCGGAGUUUGGCAGACACGCAAAGCAGAGCAAAGUGAAAACAGGCAGGCAAGGCAAGCAUGGCAGACAGCAAACAGUUCAGUUCGGAAUACAGAGAUUUGCAUGGUUUGAUGAUUCGAUUUACUAUCUACUGCCUAGAUGUGUAUUUUGUGUACUGUGCUAUGUUUUGCUUUGAUGUGGUGUGAUAUGUUCUAGGUUAUUCUUGAGGUUUUCAGCUGUGCUGUAUUUUAGGCAUCCAUCGGUCUCCGCAUCUCCUAUUUUUGCCUCUAUCGCCUAUUUCCGAGAUACGUUAGAUCUAUCGAGUACAUCCAUAGUAGUGAUUGCAUAUUUGUUGCCCC